This is a messenger RNA of Poecilia latipinna (sailfin molly), 2389 nucleotides long. RefSeq names its product BCL2 interacting protein 4 (gene bnip4). Gene Ontology annotation, cellular component: nuclear envelope; mitochondrial envelope; endoplasmic reticulum. Bases 183 to 758 code for a protein of 191 amino acids. Lineage: Eukaryota; Metazoa; Chordata; Actinopteri; Cyprinodontiformes; Poeciliidae. Gene Ontology annotation, biological process: positive regulation of apoptotic process; mitochondrial outer membrane permeabilization. The transcript has 6 exons. The record is from RefSeq and is a predicted model, not a curated record.
GCGUUUUAUACGUGCCCUCCUUUUUGGAGCCAAUCCCUGUUCGGAUAAACAAAAUAUUGCGUCACUGUUAUUGUGCUAGUUGAGACUCCAGCUGGUUGGGGACAUUUCGCCACCAUUUCACCUACAGUUCAGGCCUUUAAAGCUGUGUUUCCGAUUAAAGUUCGUCACACGGCACAGCGCAAAUGUCGCUUCAAAAGGACGCGUCAUCUGACGAGAGUUUGCAAGGUUCCUGGGUAGAGCUGCAUUUCAGUGGAACUGGCUCCCAAGGUACCAGUCAUCGAGGAAGCCAGGAGCACAUUCCCACGUCCAGUCAGCAGGGGGACGUGGAGAAAAUGCUCCUAGAAGCGCAACACGAGUCAGGCAGGAGCAGCUCCAAAGGAAGUUCCCAGUGCAACAGCCCACUCAGAUCACAGACUCCCCUUCUUCUGUGGAGAGGCUCAGAAGGAAACAGCUCUCAGUCAGAUGAAGACUUCCAAGAGAGAAGACGUGAAGUGGAGAGUCUGAUGAAGAAAAAUGCCGACUGGAUAUGGGACUGGUCAAGUCGGCCCGAGAACAGUCCGCCAAAGGAGUUCCUGCUGAAGAACCCCAAGCGCUCGACCUCGCUCAGCAUACGGAACACCAGUGUCAUGAAGAAGGGCGGCAUCCUCUCCGCCGACUUUCUGAAGAUAUUCCUUCCCUCGUUAAUCAUCUCUCACAUUCUCGCUGUUGGCUUGGGGAUAUUUAUUGGGAAGCGCCUAACUUCCCACAACACCUACUGAGCGAGGUGCCGAUGCGUUUAGGGACGGCGCGGUACGACCCGCUUGGCAUGCCUUAUUAAAUUGGGACCUGUGCCAUGUGACCUGUGAUUCUGACUGAUUGCCCGACGCCAGCAUGAAGAGCUGAGGAUCUCUCACUGCUGUGUUGUUGAAUGCACCACAACCAAUCGCCCUGUCCAUGAUGUGUUCACUGCUAACUGAGAUGAUCGUUUUGCUGCUUACCGCUCCUUGCACAUGCAUGUUAUGGGACAAAUAUAUAUUAUAUAUAUAUAUAUAUAUAAAUAAUAUAAAUCACUUCUUUUUUAUUUAAAUAAAAUCUGAUUUCAUUUAUUGUGACGUGCUGAAUUUGCUAUUCUUCUUAGAUCAGCCUUGUGACAAAAAUUAGUAGGAAAAUCGUUAGCUCAGUGUUGAUAAUCAGAAACAGCUAAGUGUAAUAAUAAUAAAAUAUGUUAGAAUUUUAAGGAAAUUGGAAGUACAUUUAAUAAAUAAAUCAGCAAGUGUCUUUGUUAUUCCCAAUAAUCUAACAUAUAGAUAAUUAAAUGUUACACAGGUUAUAUGACAAAACCAAAUCUGUUUGAUAGAUUUCGUUUUGCAGUGCACUGUGAAAUAACAGUCCAGGUUUGGAUUCACACAGGAAAUGUGACCGAAGUUCUAGAUGCGUCUGUGUAUGUCGUUUCUUCCAUCCCUGACUCCAGGUGAAGUGAGCGAAUUGUUAAUCUCCAAAUUCCUCAAUAGGCUUUGAUUCAUAAUUCUCUAAAGGCUGCAGUUAUUUUUCUCUCACUUUUUCCCACCACUAAACUUUCCCACAUAUAUGCUUGGACUCAACACUCUUGUCCAAUGAGCAGGUAGAGACCCACAUCAGUGACUCUUAAUGGCUCAGAACCAGUGAAAAUAAUUACUGAUAAUUAUGUUGUUUGGAGAGUAAAAUGCAGCUUUAAAUAUACAUUUCUUUUAUCAAUAUUUCAUGUCUUGCAUAUUUAAUGCUACAUUUGCUUUUAAAUGUGUUAGGAUCUACUGAAUUGUGCAACGUUUGGACCCCUGCAGUGUGGAGGCUUGUAUUAAGCAUUAAUGUGCCUGACGGACUUCCAACUCUUUACCACGCAUAACAAAAAAGAAAAGGAAAACAUGCAGAUGAACACAAUUAAAAUUUUAUUGAACUUUGGUCAAAAUAAUAAACAAGUGAAUACAUUGCCACCAUGUUAGGAAUCAAUGGACAAAGACAAUGCAUUAUUAUGUGUUUGUAACGUCAUCAGUAUACGUUUUGUGUCGUCAACCUUCAUGUCUGCAUUCACAACUACAAAGAUCCACGUUUGCAGUAUGUGGUUCAGAUCUGGGUGGCAUCCCUAAUCAAAUGGAAAAAAAAAAAAAAAAAAAGGAAAAACAAACCAAACAAAAAAAAAAAGGGCACAUGUAUGAGGCCUGUCUUUGUUUUCUACUUAUUACAAGAUUUGGAGGCACUCUAUCACAUAAACUGUAUGUAUGGUGUGCAAUUUUCCUCCUUUGUGUGUUUUCAUAGACAGCCACGUGUAGCAGCAGUGUAUGAGGACAAAACUCUAUAAAAUAGGAUUUACAAAUAAUGCACAUGAGGUUCGUAUAACGCUCGGGGACGCAACUCGUAGCUGUCACUGGUUGAA